Molecule: messenger RNA, 1338 nt
Organism: Hemibagrus wyckioides
Lineage: Eukaryota; Metazoa; Chordata; Actinopteri; Siluriformes; Bagridae
Exons: 7
Coding region: 258-968 (236 amino acids)
Source: RefSeq, a predicted model, not a curated record
GUGUUACACAAUUUGACAGAUUUGCUUUUGAACACACAUCCAAGACUUAAAAGUAUCUUUGGUGGCACCAAAGACACAAAUCCACAGGUGGGGGUGGGCAACACAAAUUGGCUGUUAUUCCUCCUGACUCAAAUGGAUACAAUGGGUAGCAGCUAAAAGGAGUGAGUGGAAAUGGAAAGCGUACACUGUACAUAGCUCCUUUACAAGAGCAAAUUGACACCACUCCAUUACCAGCAGAAGCAAAAGAAUUUGAAAACAUGCCCAAAGCCUCAUGCACCAUCUGCAGAAAGAUGGUUCCACUUCAGGCUCUUCCAGUACACAUCAAGAGCUGCAGGAAGGAGAAUAUAGAUCUGUGCAGCACUUCUGAGGAUGAAGCCUUCACCCAGGACCAUUUGCCACCAGUGUGCCCAGAAAACCAGGCAGAGCUGACUGCCGAGUGUCCUGUGUGCAGAGGUGCAUUCGACAUUGAUGUAACUGAGACUCAUGCAUCUGACUGUGGAUUACGGGCUAUUGUACUGCACUCAGCCAUGAGAGUUGUCCCCAUGCUUGACCAGCUGAGAAAAGGCCUGCAGCUGUAUGACCUGCUGACAGUUAUGAAGACACACCCAGACCUUUGUCUGUCACUGUUUGUUCCAGGGGAAGAUGAUAGGGUGGAUGCAGCCUUUGUCCUGGAAAAAUGUCAACCUGACUUCAGUGAGAAGGGCUCUGUGAAGUACAAUAAAGAAAUAAACAUCAUGAACUUUUUCCAAGACUUCCUACAAGAGAUUGAAGAUUGUGAACAAGGUGGCCGGAGUGACCAGGAAAGUAGUGAAGCUCUACAGGAAGUGACUGUUGGCAGAAUCAUGCAGUGGAUGACAGGACAGGCCCACAAGCCUGUUCUACCAAGUGAGAAGAAGGACUUCAUAAUAUCUGUGAAAUUCUACCAUGAUUGUGACACAUCAUACCAUUUGUUUUCCAACUGUAAGUGAAUGUAGUCGCACAAUUCCAUUUCCAGUUGCUCACCUGACAACAUUUGAUGACUUCAAAAACGUUAUGGAAAUAGCCAUAUCACAUGGACAAUCCUUUCAUAGGGUGUGAGAUACUCGACAGUUCUUGAUGAAAUGACAGUGUAGUUACGAGCCAGAGCCAAAACCAAAUGUUGUUUAUAUAUUUUAUGCCGGUUUUUCUGAUGUUUUACCACAUUUCCUGUUCAAGGUUACUUUUAAGUGUUGUUCAACAUCUGGUCCUGUUAAAAUACAUAAAUUCUCAUCAGGUUUGGAUGUUAACAAAUCUGUUUAAUAAAUUUUACAAGGAGUACCAUGGAGUCACUUUAUACUUUAGUCAUUUCUGUGUUGCCCU